AUUUGCAAGUCAGCAACGUCAGAUUGCGUUUUGGUCCUCAUUUCUUACACCUGCAGGUGAAACCAGACGAGCGCGAAGGACGGAAAGAACUCUGCAAUCUCGGGGAAGCUAGGGAGAAGCGAUGGACAAUCCUCUCGUCACCGAUAUCCCGCUUGAUCAAAUGGAGAAUUUGAAUCACUUUGCCUUCGGAUGGCUCGACUACGCGCUCUUCGGCCUCUUACUGCUCGUCAGCGUUCUCAUUGGCGUGUACUUUGGCUUCUUCAGCAAACAAGACAGCACAACGGAGUAUUUCCUUGGCGGUAAACGGAUGGGAUGCUUUCCCGUCGCGAUGAGCAUCACGGCUAGCCACAUCUCGGGUAUCAGCUUGCUGGGCAUACCCACGGAGGUCUUUCAUUACGGAAGCCAGUACGCCGCAUGCGUGAUCACGUCAAUUCUCACCGCUGUCGUCACCUCUUACGUUUUCCUGCCUGUGUUUUACAAGUUGCAACUAACCAGCACCUUUGAAUACCUGGAGAUCAGGUUCACCAGAUCGGUCAGAAUUCUCUCUUCGGUGCUGUUCACCAUCUCGCUCUUCAUGUACUUGCCCAUUGUCAUCUAUGUACCUGCCCUCGCCUUUGCGCAAGUCAGUAAUCUGAACGUUCACGCGAUAACACCGGUACUCUGUAUCGUGUGCAUCGUUUAUACCAGCAUUGGUGGUCUAAAGGCAGUGGUAUGGUCGGAUACUGUACAAUUUUCCGUAACUGUCGGCGGACUUUUUGUGGUUCUUGUGCUGGGAAUACUAUCCGUUGGCAGCGUUGAGCAAGCAUGGAGGAUUUCCGGCGAAGGCGGUCGUCUCAUUUUCUUUGAUAUGGAUCCGAGUCCGUUGGCGAGGAAUACUUUUUGGAGUAUGACUAUAGGUAUGACGGUAAUAUGGCUCGGACACCUUGGUAUUCAUCCAGGUACAGUGCAGAGAUUUCUGUCAGUGCCUAGAGAAAUCGAUGCCAAACGCGGCAUUGCAAUUAGCGCGGUAGGGAUGGUAAUCGUCAAACUGAUCUGCGUAUUCACCGGAUUAAUCAUGUUCGCUAAAUAUCAUGAUUGCGAUCCUUUCUUAACCAAGUCGAUAAGUCGCACGGACCAGACUCUACCGUACUAUGUAAUGGACGUUGCUGGGCAUCUGCCAGGACUUCCAGGAUUAUUCGUAGCGGGCCUAGUGAGCGCCGCACUUGCGACUAUGAGUGCCAGCUUGAAUACCAUGUCCGGUACCAUUUACGAAGAUUUUAUAAAUCCGCGGAUCCCAGAUAGUCCCAAAAAAGAAGCUAUGGCUGCCAACAUUAUGAAGGGUGUCGUCGUAGUAGCCGGGGUCAUCUCGGUUGGUUUGGUGUUCCUGGUCGAGCGGCUAGGACCAAUUUUCCAAAUAGCUGUAAGUAUGCGUGGCGUAACCGACGGACCCUUAUUUGGCCUCUUCGUGUUAGGAAUGCUAGUACCCUGGGCGAAUGCUAAAGGAGCGUUGUUCGGCGGUUGCGUCGGUCUGAUCAGCAUGCUUUGGCUGGUGGGAGGCGCUCAAUGGCACACCAUGCACGAUAGAAUCAAAUAUGAUGCGUUACCCACGUCGGUGGACGGUUGCCCGUUUAACCUGUUGAAUCAAACCUUUUCGACCACGACAACUAGUCCGCCCACUUGGAUAGACUCCAGCGAGAAACCCAUGAUACUUUUUCAAAUAUCCUUCAUGUAUUAUAACAUGAUAGGAGCGAUGAUCGUUGUCGUCGUCGGCACUAUCGCGAGUUACGUUUGCGGCAUGGAUCUUGGGAGCGUAGAUCCCGAUCAUAUUACACCGAUGAUGAAAAGGUUUCUUCCUUCCCAAAGAUAUGCCCAAGUAUCGUUGAAAGCAGUACCACCGUCGCUUGACGUUGCACCAGAGAAAAACUGAAGAAAAAACGAUCGAAUGAAAUAUAAUCACGCGGAUCGCGCGCAGCACGUAAUUAGUUGAGUUAAAAGUAAAUUGGUAGAUGGAAUCAAUCUGAAAAAUUUCGAAAAAUCGCGUGCAAGUGAACAAUAAUCUUCAUUCUGAUAAAGAUAAUAAUCCAUCUGCAGUAUAGAAUCUGCGGUAUGCCAAUGAUCCGUUUUCAAAUCACCUGACUGAACCAGUGCGACGCGGCGCGGCGCGGCGCGGCACGACUCACGUCUCGCGACAAAGGGUCAGUGUCUUUUAUCGAUUAACAGACGCAUGCGCCAACUAUCCUGCUGUCACACGUGCCAGGUCGCGGUUGUUUUCGUCCUCUCGGUAUCCCACAGCGUUCCUCGUUACGAGGCAUCGAUUAAUCGCGAUUGCCGUGUCUUUCUUAGAUUCUCAAGCCAAGAAUUACGAAGAUUGAGUGCUACAAGAAAUGUCUUUCGUCAUAUUUCAACAAGUAGCGUUACCAUUAAAUUCCGUUUGACAUUAGGAAAGAUACAAUAAAGAUACAAGACUUGAUUACAAUAGAUUUUUUAAUAUUGUUGGGAAGCAAGUUGAGUCCAAGAAGUGAUGAACGAGAACAAAAGAUACCGAGGAGAGCGACAGACGUUUUAAAAUGGACAACGAAAUUCAGCAAUGAAAAUUGGAGUCGUGGACAUUGGAGGGGAGGAGUUACGCAAGUUACGUCCCUGAAGAUGUUGAUCAUCGGGGUUGCUCGGGGAUGGCCGCGUGUCCUCGCGGAUAGGAUGGCGACCGCGCCUACACGUGGAACGAGAGCUGUCGGGGAAUGUCAAAUGCCCUCGCGGAUUAACGAGAAUAAGCGUCGAUAUAACGCUUCACGGCGUCCUCGCGACAAUUUUGCAAGCGGGUGACGUACCGUGUAACAUGGUCGAUACCCUUCGGGUGACAAACUAUCAGGAGUGUCGCAGAUACAGCAAAGAUCGCUGUGUGUCCAAUGCGCGCGAGGGUUGGAAUGAGAAAUUUUUAUCGGCUACGCGUCCAAGAUGAACGUCGAAAAUCGAGAAUUCAAUGAUACAUAUCAUUGUAAACGUGGUGACAACAAAAUAUGAAUGAUUGUUUGUGGGAAAUCGAUGGUUGAGCACACAAAUUUUCGAAUUGAUUGCGACUGUUCGAACACAGACAGUAUACAGUAUGUACAAUGGGAAAAAUCUAUCCCUCGGAAGAAUUUUGAUAAAUCUCGGUCAUUGUGUUUGAUCGACUAGUCGGUAGGUAGCAGCAAAACGAGUGGCAUGCAUGCUGAAACACAUCCGCGCUUCGUCUUUAAUAAUAGAUAAAAACCGUAGGCAUUCGUGCCGGAAAAAGAACAGAAACCGAGAACAUCCUAACAGGGGGAGAGAGAGAGAGAGAGAGAGAGAGAGAGAGAGAAGGAGAGAGAAAAAGUAGCAGCUUCCAGUUUGGCCGAUGCUGAUGGAAUUAAGUUUGACGCGCUUCAAUUUUAUUAUCAAUUGUAUCUCAAUCUCAGAUGAUUCGAGCGACUGAAUUGAUUAAUAUGAAGAAUAUCAUCCAGAGAGUAUUAUGAAAAAAAAA
Solenopsis invicta (red fire ant) is the source of this 3478-nucleotide messenger RNA. Its product is annotated as sodium-coupled monocarboxylate transporter 1. Gene Ontology annotation, biological process: transmembrane transport; sodium ion transport. NCBI's taxonomy places the organism in Eukaryota, Metazoa, Arthropoda, Insecta, Hymenoptera, Formicidae. Gene Ontology annotation, cellular component: membrane. The coding region runs from base 122 to 1906 and encodes 594 amino acids. The record is from RefSeq and is a predicted model, not a curated record. The transcript has 10 exons. Gene Ontology annotation, molecular function: symporter activity.